This is a messenger RNA of Rosa chinensis, 2365 nucleotides long. RefSeq names its product pentatricopeptide repeat-containing protein At2g03880, mitochondrial. Gene Ontology annotation, molecular function: protein binding; RNA binding; zinc ion binding. The record is from RefSeq and is a predicted model, not a curated record. Gene Ontology annotation, biological process: RNA modification. Lineage: Eukaryota; Viridiplantae; Streptophyta; Magnoliopsida; Rosales; Rosaceae. The coding region runs from base 21 to 1931 and encodes 636 amino acids. The transcript has a single exon.
UACCCGCUCUCUGUCCUCAAAUGAGAGCCGUCUCCAAGUUCAAAUACAAAGCAUGGCCUCCACUAUCACUCUCACUCUCACGUUCUUGCUCUCACAUGGCCACCGUCACAGAAUCACCGACUCUGGUCGAACAGUUCACCCACUUCUGCUACCAGAGAGACCUCCCCAGAGCCAUCACGGCCAUGGAAGCUAUGCAAAGACGUGGACUCUGGGCCGACUCAGUAGCCUACUCGGAGCUCAUCAAGUGCUGCCUGGCUCGUCGCGCCGUUCAACAAGGCAGGCUCGUCCACAAGCACGUUUUCUCAAAUGGGCACCACCCCCAAACCUUUUUGAUCAACAUCUUCAUAAACAUGUAUGUCAAGUUUUCUCUAUUGGAUGAAGCAGAGCAACUGUUCGACAUAAUGCCUGAGAGGAAUGUGAUUUCCUGGACGACUAUGAUUUCAGCUUAUUGUCAUGCCAAGAUGAACAUCAAGGCAUUGGAGUCUUUGGUUUUGAUGCGUAGAGAGGGUGUGUGGCCGAAUAGCUUCACAUACUCUUCGGUUUUGAGGGCUUGCGAGGGGUUAGGGAAUCUCAAGCAGCUGCAUUGUUGUAUUGUUAAAGUGGGGUUAGAGUCGGAUGUGUUUGUUCGGAGUGCUCUGAUUGAUGUCUACUCGAAAUUGGGUGACUUGCAUAAUGCGCUAGGCGUUUUCAAUGAGAUGGUGACUGGGGAUUCGGUUGUUUGGAGCUCUAUCAUUGGAGCUUUUGCGCAGAAUAGUGAUGGCGAUGAAGCGCUGGAUCUUUUCAAGAGGAUGAAGAGGGCAGGGUUUGGAGCUGAAGAGGCGACGUUGACAAGUGUCUUGAGAGCCUGUACGGCAUUGGCACUUUUGGAAUUGGGGAGACAAGUCCAUGUUCAUGCACUGAAGUAUGGUCCGGAUUUAAUUCUGAACAAUGCGCUUCUGGAUAUGUAUUGCAAGUGUGGAAGUUUGGAAGAUGCAAAUGCUGUUUUUACGAGGAUGGUGGAGAAGGAUGUAAUCUCUUGGAGCACCAUGAUUGCAGGGUUGGCUCAAAAUGGUUUCAGCCAAGAGGCACUGAAGUUGUUCGAGGAAAUGAAGGUUUCGCGGACAAAACCAAACUACAUCACAGUUCUUGGGGUUCUGUUUGCUUGUAGUCAUGCAGGGCUUUUAGAAGUGGGGUGGUACUACUUCCAGAAUAUGAAGCAGCUCUUCGGGAUUGAUCCUGGAAGAGAGCACUAUGGUUGUGUUAUUGAUCUUCUUGGAAGGGCUGGGAAGCUGGACGAGGCAGCAAGGUUGAUUCAAGAAAUGCAAUGUGAACCAGAUGCAGUGACAUGGAGGACUUUGCUCGGCGCAUGCAGGGUUCAUCGGAAUGUUGAUCUAGCUACACAUGCUGCCAAACAAAUUCUGAGAAUGGACCCUGAUGAUGCUGGAACCUACAUAUUAUUAUCCAAUCUAUAUGCAAUUUCUCAGAGAUGGGAUGAUGUUGCAGAAGUUAGGAAGAGUAUGAGAGCCAGAGGAAUCACCAAAGAACCAGGGUGUAGUUGGAUUGAAGUGAACAAACAGAUCCAUGCGUUUAUUAUGGGAGAUGACUCGCAUCCACAAAUAGAAGAGAUCAAUAAGGAACUAAGCUUCUUGAUUGAUAGACUCAUGGGAAUAGGUUAUGUUCCAGAUACGAACUUUGUUUUGCAAGAUCUUGAGGGAGAACAGAGGGAGGCUUCUCUUCUAUCGCACAGUGAAAGAUUGGCCAUUGUAUUUGGUAUAAUGAACUCGCCUAAGGGAAUGACUGUUAGGGUCAGGAAAAACCUCAGGAUCUGUGGAGACUGUCAUGUAUUUGCAAAACUUGUAGCAAAGUUGGAGCAGAGAACUAUUGUGAUAAGAGAUCCCAUUCGGUACCACCAUUUUCAAGAUGGAGUAUGUUCCUGUGGAGAUUAUUGGUAGGAGAAGCAGAGGUUCAUAAGCGCUCUUGACCCCAUAUAUCAGUAAAACGUGAGGUGAAAAGAAGCCUCCUAAAAGACCAAGUUGGUGCUCAAAAUGGACUCUCACAGAAUUGUUUGAUGACAUUGGAGCUGAUAGAGACAAUGCCAACAAUGGCGGAUUUCAUAUUAGCAGAUAUUUUCCAGCUCAUCAGCUUUCCAGAAACUAUAAGCUGCAAAGCUUGGAUGAGCAUCGAAUGUCCCUCAACUUUAGACGGCACCUUUUCCUUCUACCAGCAGAAGGUUUCUGUUUAUUAGUGAACAUAAAAUGGUGGGAGAUCAUAACUGUUUUUGUCAUGAUUGCCCUUCAAUUUGAUCCACCAAACAUGAAACUUCUUCAACAGAAUUCUUUGUGAUCAAGUGCAAUAAGAUGGAAAAUAGCAUUUGUUUUUCUGUCAA